Cercospora beticola is the source of this 1853-nucleotide messenger RNA. RefSeq names its product GMC family oxidoreductase. Gene Ontology annotation, biological process: secondary metabolite biosynthetic process. The record is from RefSeq and is a predicted model, not a curated record. Gene Ontology annotation, molecular function: oxidoreductase activity, acting on CH-OH group of donors; flavin adenine dinucleotide binding. NCBI's taxonomy places the organism in Eukaryota, Fungi, Ascomycota, Dothideomycetes, Mycosphaerellales, Mycosphaerellaceae.
AUGAUGGUUGCAUUCUCUUGGUUUCUUUGCCUUCUCUGGAACCAAUGUGACAAGCCAGUCCAAUGGAAGCGAGGAUAUCACCCGCCAGCAAUUCAAGAUGUUUAUGACUUUAUUAUUGUUGGAGGGGGGACCGCCGGCCUCGUCGUAGCCAACCGACUCUCCGAAGAUACCAACACGUCUGUACUCGUGGUCGAAUGCGGAGGUCUUGUAAAGAAUGCAACAGCUUACAUACCCCAAACAUCGAACUUCUAUUCUAACUUUACCACACCUUCCCUAUUGCGCCGGUCGAGCGUUUGGACGGGCUUGUGCUUCCAGUCGCAGUCGGAGCUACCGUAGGAGGUGGAAGCGUCGUCAAUGGCAUGCUGUUCAAUCGGGGCUCGCCCCAGGACUAUGAUGCUUGGUUGGAUCUAGGAAACGAUGGAUGGGGCUGGGAUGAUCUUUUCCCUUACUUUAUGAAGAGCUCCAAUUUCAGCCAGCCUAAAAGUCAAGCUAACAAAGAUUUCUCAGUGACCUGGAACAAAUCGGCUUGGGGCACCGAUGGUCCGGUCCAUAGCAGCUUUCCGGCAUGGCAAGUACCCCAACAGGAGCUGUUUAUCGAUGCCAUAAAGCAGACUCGAGAAGACGUCAGCAUUUGGCCAGAAGGGAGCGAUGAAUCUGGCGUGUCCUGGGUACCAAGCACGCAGAAUCCAGACACGCAGACUCGGAGUUCCGCUAAAACCGCCUACUACGACCCCGUUGCUCAAAGGGAAAACCUGAAGCUCUUAGUGGAAGCACGAGUGCACCGCAUUGAUUUCAGGAACCGAAGUGCGACUGGAGUGUGGAUCAGGAAUCGUCACUCGACGGGAGACUCGCUGAGGUACAUCUCUGCUAGGAAAGAAGUUAUACUCGCCGCAGGUCCGGUCUUCAGUCCCUACCUUUUACAGGUUUCUGGAGUGGGUCCGCGUCGAUUACUCGAGGAAGCAAAGAUUCAACUCGUUCAUAACCUGCCAGGUGUGGGCAUGAACCUUCAAGACACACCAGUCAUCAACUAUGUCUGGAGCCUUCCCGGGUACAGAGCUCCGCAGUGGCGAGAUUAUGUACGCAACGCAACACUCUACCAGGAAGCGAAACGAGAAUACGAGCAGAACAAGACGGGUCCAUUGACACUAUGUUUUGGAAAUCUCAUCGCUUCGCUUUCCCUUGCUCAGAUUGACCCACACCUUGUCGACACUAUCCGCACAAUUUCGCAUACUGACUUCAAUGACUACCUCCCAGCCGCAUAUACGAAGACUGUAUACAACGGAUACGAAGCCCAAAUCCGCACGUUGAAGCAGCAGCUACUAUCGCCCACGACUGGUAUAUACGAGUUUGCCUUCAACGGCUGGAGCACUACAUUUUUCAACCUCCUCGAGAAGCCAUUGUCCCGUGGAAGUGUGCUCCUUAACACCACAUCUCCUUACUCUUCUCCACCAGUCGUGCAGUACAACACACUGUCAAACCCAAUCGACACGCUCCUUAUAAGCUCUAUGGUGAACUACACGCGGAAACUGUUCGCUACGUCAGCGUUGAUUAACGAAUUCAACCCCGUCGAGAUUCUGCCAGGAUCGAACUAUACAAGCCCCCAAGAUGUGAUAUCGGCGUUGAACCAGCAUCGACGGCUUUAUCCAUCUUGUUCGCACACCAGUGGUGGCUGCUCUAUGAUGCCGCUAGAGCUUGGAGGAGUCGUUGGCAGCGAUUUGAAAGUGCAUGGUAUUGGGAGACUAAGUGUGGUAGAUUCCAGUAUUAUUCCGCUCCUACCAUCUGCACGGCUGGUCCAUACAGUCUACGCUAUUGCGGAAAAGGCUUCAGACAUUAUUAAGGCAAGGCACUUAAUA